AUGACCGCUACACUUUCCAACAAGGGCCGGGGAAAAUGGGCUCCCUCGAAGAAGGGUGGCGAGAAGAAGAGGGGCCGGUCCGCCAUCAACGAGGUGGUGACCAGGGAGCACACGACCAGCAUUCACAAGCGCAUCCACAGCGUGGGGUCUAAGAAGCGUGCCCCUCGGGCACUCAAAGAAAUCCGUAAAUUCGCCAUGACGGAGACGGGAACUCCGGAUGUGUGCAUCGACACCAGGCUCAACAAAGCCGUCUGGGCCAAAGGAAUAAGGAACGUCCCAUACCGAAUCUGUGCGCGGAUGUCCAGAAAACGCAACGAAGAUGAAGACUCGCCAAACAAGCUCUAUCCAUUGGUCACCUGUGUACCUGUCACCACUUUCAAAAAUCUACAGACAGUUAACGAGGAUGAGAACUAACUGCUGAUCGUCCAAUAAAAGUUGGUUAUAGAGGCAAAAAAAAAAAAAUGUGUGACAGCUGCAUAGACUGCACAGUGAACUGCGGAACCCAGCAAAUGAGAUCCAAUCUGCAAUGACGGGGGAAAGGGAAGGGGACACUCAGCUUAGAACCAGCCACCUGAGUGGGUAAUGAAACUCAUGUGCAUUGAGUGUGUAGUAAA
This is a messenger RNA of Phacochoerus africanus (Common warthog), 614 nucleotides long. Its product is annotated as 60S ribosomal protein L31-like. The transcript has 2 exons. Gene Ontology annotation, biological process: cytoplasmic translation. Lineage: Eukaryota; Metazoa; Chordata; Mammalia; Artiodactyla; Suidae. The record is from RefSeq and is a predicted model, not a curated record. Gene Ontology annotation, cellular component: cytosolic large ribosomal subunit; ribosome. The coding region runs from base 1 to 414 and encodes 137 amino acids. Gene Ontology annotation, molecular function: structural constituent of ribosome.